This is a messenger RNA of Baudoinia panamericana UAMH 10762, 930 nucleotides long. RefSeq lists its product as uncharacterized. Bases 1 to 930 code for a protein of 309 amino acids. The record is from RefSeq and is a predicted model, not a curated record. The transcript is spliced from 2 exons. NCBI's taxonomy places the organism in Eukaryota, Fungi, Ascomycota, Dothideomycetes, Mycosphaerellales, Teratosphaeriaceae.
AUGUCCGAGCAUCCCAUAUUGUUCGAAUACGAACGUUCACCUUACGCGCAGAAGAUCAGACUCCUCCUUGCAGCAGCCGGCGUAUCAGUGAGACGAUGUGAUCAACCUGCAGUUCUGCCACGCCCAGAUCUGGAAGCGUUAGGCAUCACGUAUCGACGCAUACCACUUCUGGCAAUCGGCAAAGAUGUCUACUGUGACAGCUCGCUCAUCAUCGACACCAUCAUGCAACAUCUGGCCAAAGCGGGAGCGGUGCCUACGUCGUCGGCAGACAAAGCCUUCCAAGACUGGGGUAACGCCACCUUUCACGCCGCGCUAGGUAUGAUACCCUCUGCAGCGCUCCAGGACAAGGCAUUCGUCAAGGACCGAGCCAGCAUCUUUCCGAAGAUUACGCGCAAGGAUAUCACGGAGCUGCGUCCGAGCGCGCUGGCAUCGUUUCGAGCACGCUGCAAGCAGGUCGAGGACAAUUUCCUGCCGAGCAUGGACGGACCUUUUACACAUGGCAAGACUGUCAGCCUAUCCGAAGUGCACUACAUGUGGUCUAUUCGGUGGGGCUUGAUGAGCUUAGGUGCCGCCAAGGAAGCCGGUUUCGGCAAAGACGCUUUCCCAAAGCUAUGGAAGGCUAUUGGAAGUUUGCCGACUGCGACCCCGGAGGCUUUGAGCAGUGACAAGACCAUCGAGGCCAUCCGAGGUGCGGGACAGCCAAAAAUGGGCCCUAAAGGUGUCAUGGCAGAUGACCCGCUUAACCUGGCCGCGGGAACGCCGAUCUCUAUAGAGAGCGAAGACGCAGAACCUGGCGCACAUCCGCAGGUCGGAAAGCUCGUCGGGACUGGUCCGGAUGAGGUGGUGGUCGAGGUUGGCAAGGAUGGAGUCCGUGCACAUUUCCCUAGGGUAGGCUACUACUUCCGGCGUCAAGAGACAUCGAAGAUGUGA